GAGAAGAGAAGAAAUGAGAGGAGCACAGAGGAGAGAAGAAAAUAGAAGAGAAGAGAGACGAAGAGAGGAGAGGAAAGGAAAGGAUAGGAAAGGAAAGGAAAGGAAAGGAAAGAUGAGGAGAGAAGAGACGAGGAGAGUAGAGGAAAGGAAAAAAGAGGAGAGAAGAGGAGAAGAGAGGAGAGAUGAGGAGAGGAGAGCAGAGCAGAGCAGAGGAAAGGGAUGGAGAGGAAAGGAAAUGAGAGGACCACAGAGGAGAGGAGAAGAGAGGAGAGGAAAGGAGAGGAGCACAGAGGAGGGUGGUGGAGAGGAGAAGAGAGGAGAGGGGGUAUGAGGAGAGGCAAAGAGAGGAGUGGAGCACAGAGCAGGGUGGUGGAGAACUGAGGAGUGGAGAGGACACGGAAGAGAGUCUGGAAGAGAGAAAGGAGUGGUGUGGAGUGGAGUGGAGAGAGAAAGGGGUCCAGGAGUAGAGAAAGAGAAGAGAGAAGAAGAGCAGAGGAUAGAGGUGAGAAGUGGAGGGAAACUGAGUAAGUUUGGAUUUGAGGAGGGCAGAUAAGAGAGGGAGGAGGGCACAGAGGAGAAAGUGAAAGGCAGGAGAGAGUAAAGGAGGGGAGAGGAGAGGAGAAUAUGGAGGAAGGCAGAGAGGAGAGGAGGGGAGGGCAGAUAGUUUGAAGGGAAGGAGAGGGAUAUGUGGAUGAGGCCAGAGAGAGUGACACAGAGGGACACAGAAGUCUUUUCUGUGAUGGAGUCACGGAUGUGCUUUCUUCAUGUUCCCUAUGUUUCUCUAUGGCACAGCCCCCCAAGGCAUGCCCAUGGCGACGGGUCUGCAUGUGAAUGUCCCAUGUGACCAUAACGAGUCAUAAUUUUGUGGUGAAAGAAGCUCCUCUCCAAGGAACGAAGAUGCAGAGAUUCAGCACUCAACAGGCAUUGGAAAUGAUCCUGGAUGGAGCUGACCCUGGCGAAUCGGAUGGAGAAGACAUCAAUCUCCAGGUGGAUUCAGACUCCGAGCUGUCUCAGUCUUCAGAUGAGGAGAGUGCUCCCCAACCAACAAAGAGAGCUCGGCUAGCGACUGAUGUGGCAGAGACUGCAAAAGAUGGCACAGUAUGGCAUGAAGAACAGGUGGGAACGGGUCCACAUUUCACCCCACCAACGCCAUACAGCGCAGAUGGAGAGCCAACCGCUAAGGCCAGGAGGUCAAUCACAAGUCGCCUUCAGAGCUUCCUUUGUUUCAUCACUCUGGACAUGCUUGGAAUCAUACGAGACUGUACAAUUCAACAUGCGAAGCAAACUGAGCAUGUGGAUUGGUUCAUGGGCAUACCUGAACUAAUGGCAUUUAUUUCCAUCACCAUCAUGAGGGGAAUCAUCAAGGUGCCAUCACUGCAUGACUGCUGGUCGAAAAACCUGGGAAACCCACACAUCAUCGAAACCAUGUCCCGAGGGCGUUUCAAAAACAUCAUGCAUCACCUGCGCUUUGAUGACAGAGACACCCGCAGCGAGCGAGUACAGACUGAUAGGUUUGCUGCAAUUUCAAACAUAUGGGGAUUGUUUGUCACCAACUGCAUCACAUCCUACAUCCCUGGUCAACACAUCACCAUUGACGAACAACUUUUCCCGUGCAAGACUCGCUGCUGUUUCCUACAGUACAUUGCAACUAAACCAGACAAGUUUUGUAUCAAGUUUUGGGUGGCGUGUGACUUGAAAACCAAAUACGUCUGCAACAUCCUCCCAUAUCUUGGCAAGGACCCCACUCGGCCUCGUGGGGAGAGAGUGUCUGAGAGUGUAGUCAUGAGGCUGAUGGAACCAUUCUUGGACAAGGGCAGAAAUGUUACCACAGACAAUUUCUUUACAUCACUGUCACUUGCAAAACAACUACUUAGCCGGAAUUCAACCAUCCUCGGCACAGUCAACAGGAUUCGCCAAGAAAUUCCACCAUCAACUCGACAGAUGCACCGCGAUGAAUUUACCACCCAGGUAUUUUCAUCCACUGGUGCCACACUGACUGUGUAUGCGCCCAAGCGGAAGAAGACAGUAUAUGUUCUCAGCAGCAUGCACAGCACGAUUCAGACACAGGAAACCGCCAAAAAGAAGCCAAACACCAUCACACUCUACAACACAACAAAGUGCGGCGUCGAUAUCAUGGACCAGAUGGUGCGGGAAUACACUGUCCGCGCAGGAACAAGGCGCUGGCCAAUAUCAGUGUUCUACAACAUGAUAGACAUUGCAGCACUGAAUGCCCACGUGCUCUAUCAAUUAUGCACUGGGAGAAAGGAAAGACGGGUGGAUUUCCUGUUUGAACUGGCAAGAGAGUUGGCUCACUCCCACGUGGGUAUGAAAAAGGUCCAAAAGGAGCAAUUGCUUCGGCAACAACCCUCCACACCACAAUUCGGACAAAGAGCCAAGUGUCAGGCUAAAAUCAAAUGCAAGGACAAUCGUGCAACUGUGCGCUGUGUUGGCUGUUAUAAAUAUACAUGUGGGAAAUGCAGAAAGGAGCAAUGGCUGUGCCAGAAUUGUGAGUGACUGCUCAAAUGUAUUUCACUCAUUUGCAUUCUUUGUAAAUAUGCUUUUUUCUUUGUAAAUAUAUUUUUUCUAUUU
Messenger RNA from Neoarius graeffei (lesser salmon catfish), 2589 nucleotides. RefSeq lists its product as uncharacterized. The record is from RefSeq and is a predicted model, not a curated record. Lineage: Eukaryota; Metazoa; Chordata; Actinopteri; Siluriformes; Ariidae. Bases 832 to 2514 code for a protein of 560 amino acids. The transcript has 3 exons.